Messenger RNA from Physella acuta, 1945 nucleotides. Its product is annotated as short transient receptor potential channel 7-like. Lineage: Eukaryota; Metazoa; Mollusca; Gastropoda; Physidae. Gene Ontology annotation, biological process: single fertilization; regulation of cytosolic calcium ion concentration; calcium ion transmembrane transport. Gene Ontology annotation, molecular function: protein binding; inositol 1,4,5 trisphosphate binding; store-operated calcium channel activity. The record is from RefSeq and is a predicted model, not a curated record. Gene Ontology annotation, cellular component: plasma membrane; cation channel complex.
UUGGAUCUUUGAGUCAAUUCGUGAAUUGUUUGAACGUGUUCUUCAUUUGUUCUUCUAGUGGUAAAACGUAAACAAAAUGGCAACUGUUUAUUUUGUUCAGUCCGAAGUUGAGAUGACAUGGCAGAGUAUGAAGUAAAUAAAUGUCGUCCAACCAAUGACGGAGGAGAAAUCAGCUUUGUCAGUAGCUGCCCCACACUUGACAUAAACUAACCUCAGCUCAACACAAUGAGCUCACCAGCUUUAGCCAAAGCUGCUCGGGGCAGGGGGCGCGGGCAGGGAGGUGCCCCCCAAAGGACCAACACCAUGCCGUCUAACAUGAUGACUGUUUUAUCUCGCAUCAAGGUGGACAUUCCGUUAAACUCUGGCCGUGGCAGCAAGUGGGGCCGCCGACGUCCCGGCUCGUCCAGGUACAGCUUCAUGUCAAGUACGUCACAGGACUCAGGCACGGCCAAGCCAGGGUAUGUAGACCUGGAAGAAGAAUUUCUCCAUGCCGCCGAGUUUGGUGACAUACCAAACGUGAAGAGGAUCCUAAACGAUUGUGUUGAUCUAAACAUCGACUGCAUAGACGCGCUCGGUAGGACUGCCUUAAGGCUUGCUGUCAAAAAUGAACAUCUGGAGGUGGUGGAGGUGUUGCUGGAGAAGUCCAACCAGCACCACAUCUAUGAGGCUGUGCUACAGGCUAUCAGUGCUGGACAUACUCAGAUCGCUGAGACCAUUCUCAAACAUAGACGCUACCUGGAGAUGUGGAAGGAGCGCCGGAAGUUGGGAGACACAGAUGGCUUUUACAAGACAGCGUUUCCCGACUCGCAGUUUUCUCCUGACAUAACCCCCCUCAUCUUGUCCUCACAAAAAAACCAGUACGAGAUCGUGCAGCUCUUGCUGCUGAGAGGGGAGACAAUCACCAAGCCACACAAGUUUAGCUGUGGCUGUCAGGAAUGUCGAAACCGCAUGAAGUUUGACCAGCUCCGCCUAGCCAAAUAUCGCCUGAAUGCCUACAGAGGUCUGGCCAGUGAGGCCUACAUCUCCUUGUCCAGUAAAGAUCCGAUUCUUACAGCUUUUGAGCUGGCAGCUGAGCUGAGGAGGUUGUCAAGGGUCGAGAAACAUUUUAAGCGUGAGUACCGUGACCUAGCAGACCAGCUGAGUGAUUAUGUGGUCAAACUUCUGGACAGAAUUAGAACACAAAAAGAACUGGAACUUGUCUUAAACAAGACGGGGAAACCACAUCAAGAAAAGUUUGAGAGUUUGGCCAGAUUUAAACUGGCCCUCAAGUAUAAGGAGAAAAAGUUCAUCGCUCACCCCAGCUGCCAGCAACGUGUGGUCAGGCUUUGGUACAACGGGAUGGGCAAGUUGGAGCGUGCUGGAUGGCCCAAGCGACUGACCAUGAUCUCAUUGUUUUCUUGUGCCUACCCAUUUCUGGUUUUUCUACACAUUAUCUGUCCCGAUUGCAAGCCUGCCAAAGUCCUGCAGUUCCCUGUGGUCAAGUUCUUAUGCAAUGCGAUGUCUUUUAUGGCUUUUCUUCUACUCAUUGUUGUUUCUACCAUCGAAUCUUCCCAGAGUGUCAGUAAAUAUAGGACAUUACGUUCAGAAUAUAAAGAUCACUGGGAAGUGUAUCGCCAGUACCAGGAGGAAUACAACGACACCGUGUACGGUCCGGACUUCCCCCUGCGGCCUAGUUUCCCCAGCAUCACUGAGAUGCUGAUGAGCUUAUGGAUCAUCGGCAUGUUGUGUCAGGAAUGUAACCAGCUGUUUCACAAUGGUCUGAUGGAACACAUGCUGGACCUUUAUAACUUGCUGGACGUCGUUCUCAUUGGGAUGUAUAUAGCCACUUUCUCCCUCAGAUACUGGAUCAUGUAUAAGUUCCACACGUCUUUGGACUUUAUCGGAGACGCGAGAAACAUCAAAGAUGAAAUGGGAAUGUUUAAAAGCUUGUACUGGCUAAAUGCAG